Molecule: messenger RNA, 948 nt
Organism: Juglans regia (Persian walnut)
Lineage: Eukaryota; Viridiplantae; Streptophyta; Magnoliopsida; Fagales; Juglandaceae
Exons: 2
Coding region: 1-948 (315 amino acids)
Source: RefSeq, a predicted model, not a curated record
AUGGAGGAAAUUGAAGUGGAAUGGGAACGAUUAAGAUUGAAUGAUGAGGAGAGCAUUCCGAUACCUAUGGAUUUUGGAAAUAUGGAGGAAUUACGGAAAAAGGGGGAGAGGAGCUUAGUUGGAAGAAUAUGCUCAGAUCGAACAAUAGGAAAGGAAACUGUGAGGAAGAUGAUGGAGAAGAUCUGGCGAGUAAACAUGAGUAUGGAAUUUAAUGAGAUUGGAACAAAUACUUUUGUGGUGACCUUCGCAAAUUGUGGAGAUAGAAACAGAGUUCUUGCGGGGUGUCCAUGGCUGUUUGAUAGCCAUCUGUUUGCACUUAAACCAUUUGAUGGAAGUACACAGGCACACCUUUUGGAUUUCACAACGGCAAUCUUUUGGAUCCAGAUGCACAACUUGCCUCUUGGAGGAAUGAAUUGCAAGAUGGGGGAAUUGAUUGGUAAAUCCAUCGGGAAGGUUCUAGAAGUGGAAGGUGAGGAGAAUGAGGUGACUUGGGGUCGCUUUUUGAGGGUGAAGGUGGAGUGUGAUCUUACAAAACCUUUAGCCCGAGGAAGAACAGUGAGUUUUGAAGGGACACAGCUAUGGAUUCCAUUUAGGUAUGAAAAUCUACCUAGAAUAUGUUUUCGAUGUGGCUGUAUAAUGCACUCAAAGAAGGGGUGCUUGGGUGAAGAAUUGGGAGAUACAAAUGAAGAUACUAACUCAAAACAGUUUGGUGUUUGGAUGAGGGCUAAAACAGUUAGACGUAAUCAUACAUAUAGGCAACCAAAAGCUUCCGGAAUGGAAAGGAAUUCCACUAAUACUGAUCAAGGGGAAAAUGGAGAGGAGGUGAGAGAUAGAGGUGUAUUGAGGAAGGAAAAGGGGAGCAUGGAAGAUGGUGUUGAGACAACAGAGGUGAUUGAGAUGACUAAAGCGUUUGAGAAGCAGAAGAUGAUCCAUAUUAGGGAUUUUUGA